CUUCACCUGCACAGACAUGGCUCCUUGCUCAUCCAACUACUCCUCUUUUCACCACAUCAGGAUCUCUGAGAAAGACAACAUCAAAUUGAGAAAACCUAUUGUGGAGAAAAUGCGCAGAGAUCGCAUCAACAGCUGCAUCGAGGAACUCAAGAUCAUCCUGGAGAAGGAGUUCCACAAGCAUGAGCCCAACUCCAAGCUGGAGAAAGCCGACAUCCUGGAGAUGACCGUGAGCUUCUUGAGGCAGCAGCUGCAGCCGGGCCUCUGUAAGAGCGACUACAACCAAGGCUACUCUAACUGCUGGAGGGACUCUGUGCACUUCCUGUCUGCUGGACCCAACACAGAGGCCUCUGUGACUCCUCUGCAGGGCCUCCAGCAGCAGAAGCAGCAGCUCCAUCAGGCCCAGAGAGCCAGCAGCUCCUCCCCGGUCUGCUCCACCCUCAGGCCCACCACGCUGCAGGAAAGCAGCAGCAGCAGCAGCAGCAGAGGCCCUGUGUGGAGGCCUUGGUAGAGACUUUGACACACAAACACUCCGAGACCUGAGGGGACUCUCCCUCAAAUACGUAGGAAAUAUAUUUCCAGCCUGUUCAUUGAUGAUGGGUUUCCUUAUUGACUCAUCACAUUGAUGGACAAGUAGUAAACACGAAGGCUCUCAUAGUUGAAGGUUGUCUUGUUUUAA
Messenger RNA from Anarrhichthys ocellatus (wolf-eel), 676 nucleotides. RefSeq names its product hairy-related 12 (gene her12). NCBI's taxonomy places the organism in Eukaryota, Metazoa, Chordata, Actinopteri, Perciformes, Anarhichadidae. Gene Ontology annotation, molecular function: protein dimerization activity. The transcript has 2 exons. The coding region runs from base 17 to 508 and encodes 163 amino acids. The record is from RefSeq and is a predicted model, not a curated record.